UGGAAUGUAGUCUCCUAGAACAGUGAGGGGAAAAAAAAGUCUGAAAAGUCAGAGGGGGAACGAAAAUUGAGUUUGGAUCUGUCAGAGCUGGGGUGGGACACACUGGGCCCCAGAUAUGCUGAGUUUCUUUCGACGGACUUUGGGCCGGCGGUCCGUUCGCAGAAACACGGAGAAGACGCGGCUCCGCGAGGCCCAGAGAUCCACCACGCACAUCCCAGCUGCCGGUGAUGCCAAGUCCAUCAUCACCUGCCGUGUGUCCCUGCUCGAUGGCACUGAUGUCAGUGUAGACCUGCCGAAAAAUGCUAAAGGGGAGGAACUGUUUGACCAGAUCAUGUAUCAUCUGGAUGUUGUGGAGAAGGACUACUUUGGGUUGCGCUUCAUGGACUCUGCACAAGUGCCGCACUGGCUGGAUAACACGAAAAGCAUAAAAAAGCAAGUACAAAUUGGGCCCCCAUAUUGCCUCCACAUGAAGGUGAAGUUUUACUCUUCAGAACCCAACAACCUGCAUGAGGAGCUCACAAGAUAUUUAUUUGUGUUGCAGCUGAAACAAGAUAUUCUCAGUGGAAAGUUAGAAUGUCCUUUUGACACAGCAGUGGAAUUGGCAGCCUUCUCAUUGCAAGCUGAGCUUGGUGACUUUGACCCUGCAGAGCACAACCUGGAUCUGGUGUCAGAGUUUCGCUUUGUUCCUGAUCAGAUGGAAGAAAUGGAGGUUGCAAUCUACAAAGCCUGGAAAGAGUGUCGGGGUCAGACACCAGCUCAAGCAGAGAUCAACUACCUGAACAAGGCUAAGUGGCUGGAGAUGUAUGGUGUGGACAUGCACUUGGUCAGGGCUCGAGAUGGUAACGAGUACAGCCUGGGUCUGACCCCUACUGGAGUACUAGUGUUUGAGGGAAGUGCCAAGAUUGGCCUCUUCUUCUGGCCAAAGAUAACUCGUCUAGACUUUAGAAAGACCAAGCUCACACUGGUUGUGGUAGAGGAUGAUGAACAGGGGAAGGAGCAGGAGCAUACAUUUGUGUUCCGUAUGGACCACCCUAAGGCCUGCAAGCACCUGUGGAAGUGUGCUGUGGAGCACCAUGCCUUCUUCCGUUUGCGCGGCCCUAUCCAGAAUAGUUCUACUCACUCUGGCUUCCUCCGCAUGGGCUCACGCUUCCGAUACAGUGGGAAGACUGAAUACCAGGCCACAAAGGCUUGCAAAGCCAGGAGGUCGGCGUCAUUUGAGAGAAGGCCUAGCCGUCGCUAUUCCAGGCGGACAUUACAGCCAAAAGCUGCCAACCAAAACCAAGAAGCACACAACAAUGGAGCAAAUCUAAGCAAAGGAGCCAAGCAGCCCAGUAUCCCCUGGAAUGUUAUGCCUGUUGCUACAUCACAUGGUAACACAGGUCCACUGGAAAUCGAGGACCUCCCCAAGAGCCCUCGGGCCAGCCAUUUGGAAGAGAAGAGCCUGCCCCUGGUGGCAGAUUUGCUCAGCACAAAGGACCUGCUGGAGACAUGCUUGGAAGAGGUCGCCAGGGUGUCGGUUCCCACGGCAACAGCAGGCUUGCCAACGGAAGUGUGCCCUACAGCGAUUCUCAUGGCACCCAGUGUCGGUGUGGGGAAUGGUGUCUCUCUCAGUGGCUCUAGCUCCAGUAUGAAGACACAAGCUCCUCCCUUUGCCCUGGUUGCCUUGGAGACACCCAUAAUCCUCCAGCACGUGGAAAUGGAGAGCCCAGUACUAGCAGACCCCCUCAGGUCUGACAUUAGCAUCCACAUGAACAACAGGGUCAUGGCAGUGGGUCAAAAAGAGGAAGACAUUGCAGAGCUGGUCAAGGACUGCCCAAAUAACGUGCCCUCGCAGCACCCUCUUGAGAAACUGAAAAGCAACAUUUUGAAGGCAGAGACUGAGGCAGCAGUGCUUAAGGUUCUAAGGGAAGAGCCUCUGAAGACCAAGGAAAAGAACUGUAACCUCCGGGAAGCAAGGAAUAAGGUCCAAGGGGGCAACACAGGUAGAGUCUCGCCCCCAGCAUGUGUUCAGCUGGAACAUAAGCCCACAGAAACUCUGAGACCAACCCAGGUGUCCUGUUCUGAGCCCAGUACUGAAUUCAAAGCUACGGAAGACUCCUUCCUUCAACUGUCAGUGGCAGCUGCUGAGCCUGUAAGCGAGGCUGGUUCUGCAAAGGUGAAACCAGAUUCUGUAAAGCCACUGAUCUCGCACCUGACUGAGAAUCUGAUAGACCUCACGGAUCACAGCCCAGUGCUCCAGCCAAAACCAGUGAUAGUUCCCAGAUGGCUUGUCCCAGUGGCUUCGCAUACAAAUGGCCUUUUGCACAACGAAAUGAAAAGGACAUCUCUCCAUCCUGAAGGAGCUUCACUUGGCCCUCGUCCCUAUCAGUGUCGCACUGUGACUGCAACCAGCACUGUCACCUGCCUGCCCAAGCAGGAUGGGUCCAUGACCCGAGGCCUCCUUACAACUGACCUCUGACAUGCAGCACAUCCUGGAUUGUUCCCAUAACACAGCCAUUUGAUUCCUUUGCUUCCUGCUACAUUGAGGAGUCUGAAGGCCUCAUAAGAAGCUGCUUUUACAGUACAGAAACUAACAUAAGAAGCAGACAGAUACUUGCUAUGGUAUAGUGCCCUUCUGCAGCUAAAUGCUUUUGACUCUGCUGUUUGGGGGGUUCCAUCGGUGCUUUGAAAUGUCUGAGAAAAGAGGACCUUAGAGAAUAUAGAAGGAUCAGCUGUAGCCCCAAUGAGAAGUUGGGGGGGGAGGGAAGUGGUUUAGUGGCAGAGAACUUUGUUUGACCAACAAGUUUCUAAUUCAUUUCCUGCCCAGGAAAGACUAUUUUUAUUCUUGCCCUUGAAGACAAUACUUAUCCUAAAUUCUACUUCUAGAAAAAUGUUCAGCUGUAUGAAUGGAGUUUUACACUGGAAAAUGAACUGAACAAAAGACAGCAUAGCAAUGUGAUACCAGCUGGAGCAUCAGAACACCUUGUGAAACUAACUGCUUUACCUCAAACCACAGGGUUUAUGUGGUUCAAUUGAGUUCUUAUGAUUGUUUUUAUUCUUGCAUAGAA
Messenger RNA from Scleropages formosus (Asian bonytongue), 3047 nucleotides. RefSeq names its product band 4.1-like protein 5. The record is from RefSeq and is a predicted model, not a curated record. Gene Ontology annotation, cellular component: cytoskeleton. Gene Ontology annotation, biological process: actomyosin structure organization. The coding region runs from base 116 to 2458 and encodes 780 amino acids. NCBI's taxonomy places the organism in Eukaryota, Metazoa, Chordata, Actinopteri, Osteoglossiformes, Osteoglossidae. The transcript is spliced from 26 exons. Gene Ontology annotation, molecular function: cytoskeletal protein binding.